Terrapene triunguis (Three-toed box turtle) is the source of this 2125-nucleotide messenger RNA. It is a transcript of the gene PLAAT1, whose product is annotated as phospholipase A and acyltransferase 1. The coding region runs from base 7 to 516 and encodes 169 amino acids. Gene Ontology annotation, biological process: N-acylphosphatidylethanolamine metabolic process. The record is from RefSeq and is a predicted model, not a curated record. The transcript has 3 exons. NCBI's taxonomy places the organism in Eukaryota, Metazoa, Chordata, Testudines, Emydidae. Gene Ontology annotation, cellular component: cytoplasm. Gene Ontology annotation, molecular function: glycerophospholipid phospholipase A1 activity; A2-type glycerophospholipase activity.
UUGCAGAUGGCGGCUAAUGACAGUUUCAGUCUGGCGUAUCCGGGCAACCCCCAGCCCGGGGACCUGAUCGAGAUUUUCCGGCCGGCUUAUCAGCACUGGGCUCUGUAUCUGGGGGAUGGGUACAUCGUCAAUGUGGCACCUGUCGAGGAAGGUGCCGCGUCGUCGCUGGCGAGUGCCAAGUCUGUGUUCAGCAGGAAGGCCCUGGUGAAGAUGCAGCUCCUGAAGGAUGUGGUGGGGAGCGACACGUACAGAAUCAACAACAAGUACGACGACGUCUACGCGCCGCUGCCUGUGGAGGAGAUCAUCCGGCGCUCGGAGUUCCUCAUCGGCCAGGAGGUGUCCUACGACCUCCUCGGCAACAACUGCGAGCACUUUGUGACACUGCUGCGCUACGGGGAGGGGGUCUCUGAGCAGGCCAACAGAGCAAUCAGUGCCAUUGGGUUUGUAACAGCUGCGGCCGGUGCUGUCUCAUUGCUGGGCUUUUUCCAGAACAGAUCCAGGGAGCGGCAUUAUUAACCACGUACCAUGAUAAACUUACAGCAUGUGACGGUUGGAUUCCAGAUUGGAAUGGAACCAGCUCAGUCCAUGGAUAAAGCUACAAUAGACACUUGUUGCCAAGGACGUCACUGUUGCCAAGGUCACUAGCUGUAGUUUUUGUCAUAGCAACUUGUAUUCAGUUGCAGCUGAUGGUUUUCUUGCUAGCCUCAGUGGACUCCCUGGCAAAUUCUUCAUCCUCACUGGUGCUGUUUUGCUGGUGACUGGGCCCGUGAGCCCACAAAAGAGCUUUAUACACAAUUGUUGCUGACAGUGUUUUUAUAGACUUGGCUUGCUGGGGGUUUUCAGUGAAUAAUUUAUAUUUUUUUACCUGUUUGGAGAAAUGUUUUUAUGUGUUUUUAAAAAGAAUAUUCAUGAAACUUACAAAUAUUCCGAGGGGCCUUUUCCCCAUCCCACCACCGGUGGGUUUUACAAGUGGAAGAUCUCAACUGCUUAGAUUUGUGGUGUGUGCUGUGUGGUGUGGUACUGUGCACAAGGGCGUACGCUGCGCCUGCGAGGCCGGAACGCACAGCUGCUCUCCAGGUCACAGGAGAUGGGACGCAGGAGUAGGCCCCUUCUCUUGAAAGGGAGAGACGGGUCCCUUCUUAUUUUUAAAUGGGUGUUUUGUCUUGGAUGUGAUGCUCUUUUGCUUUAAGAAAUAGACCUUUUUCCCACCGGUGAAAUGAUUCCUGUGUGCUGUUCCUCUGGGCCGGUCUGGUUCAUUCUCAGACCACCACAGGGAGGCAGAACCAAGAACGCCACCGCAGCAUUUUCUGGCUACUCUGUGCUCCUGCCCAGCACCCACUGUUUUUUUGGACUGCCUGUGCUCAGACAGGCUGCUAUAGCUGGUAACUGCUAGCACUGAACCCUACCUCUCCUGGUUUCUUAGUGACCCCCGGGGCUUGGACCUGCCCUGAGCCAAGCUGGGGAAAAUAACUCUAAAUCCUGCAAAACCAGUCCUUGGUCUGGAGCUGUUCACCCCCCAGAGCCUCAGCCAGAAACUGAGCUUGAGCCCAUGUUUAAAUUCAGUUCUUGGUCGUUUCCGCCUGCUGGUUGGAGGGCAGCUCCAGCGUUCCUGAAGUGGUGUGGGGAAUGUGCCAAAGAAAGCAAGUUGCGUGUAUUGCAGAUUCUGUUCGCAUCCGUUCACCUUCCAGUCCCAUGUGGGUGACACCUGGGUUUUGUAAUGACUCUGGUUUUAUGCUUGAGUGAGUUAGCAGUGUUCUCACUGGCUCGCAGCUAGUAACUGGCCCACAGGUUUGGACGUGUUCUUUGAAGCCUGAAAACAAGAUACUACGGUGCUGGCUGUCACGCUGUGCCACUCACUGACUGCAAUCGUGCGCAGGCCAACCCACGGUCUGGCUCAGGGUAUUUACUGCAGAGUUUUGUCUGCUGUUGAACACGUCCCUACUUGAAUCAGAGCUUUUUUAUUGUCAGUUGUUUCCGUGUUUGUGGGACUGAGUCUGACGUUCAGUUGUAUAUUAUAGUGCACUGUUGUCUAGUGUUUCCCUUUCUUCUUAAGCUAAAUUGGAUAUUAAUUACAGCAAAAAACAAACAAACACCUUCUUCCUAUUAUAAUAAAUCUGAAAAUAAA